UGUAGUAAUGUCAGUGAGGAUUGCCAGUGAUCAAGACACGCAUCACUAGAUACGACAAGAGCUAUACUGGAAAGAAAUAUUUGUUGUAAAGCACAAAAGGGCGACACGCACAUCUCUUGGAAGAGAAGUGCUUCACGAUUUUGAAGAUAAAUCUCACGAAAUGUGCAAGAUCUAACAAACCACUGUUGCUUUAGGUCACCGACUUGGAUAGGUAGUUCGGCUGUAACUAGGGUCUGAAGACUUGACGUGAUUUUAGCUUACGAAGUUAGCGUUCAGCUAAAACAUAACGAUUCUUCCACGUGUUACUCUGGGAGAAAACGUAGUUUUCUCGAUGUUAACGACAAUGGUUAAAGACCACGAGCUUUUCCAAGCUAUUAAAUCUCAGGAUUUAUCAGCAUUAUCACGUAUUUUGGCAAGAUACAAAACGUCAAAACACAAACUGUUGAUUUCCAGUAAGAAGGGAGGUAUUAACGUUCAGGAUACCGAAGGCAUGUCGGGUCUUCAUCAGGCGGCACUGAUGGGUGAAACUGCAAUCAUGCAGCUCCUUCUGGAAAAUGGAGCUCACGUGGACAUCAAGGACAAUAAAGGCAUGAGACCACUCCACUAUGCAGCUUGGCAGGGAAAACUGGAACCAGUGUCUCUACUUCUCCAGUACAAUUCUUCCGUUAAUGAACAAGCCAACCACCAGGAGACUCCCCUACACCUGGCUUGUCAACAUGGUCACGUGGACGUGACCAACGAGUUACUGAGCCACAGCUCCAACGUAAGUCAACGGAAUCACGAAUACAAAACACCUCUAGAUUUAGCCUGUGAAUUUGGCAAAUUUAAGGUUGUUGAACUUCUACUCCAGUCUGGACGAUGUCAUUCGUUACUUGAAGAGAGUCCCCAAGACACUGUCGACAAUGACCGUACCACCUGUCUUCAUCUAGCGGCUAGAAAUGGACAUCUUGACGUUAUUAGUGCGUUAGCGGCAGGGUUAAAGAGUAAAAGUCAGGUAUAUUACAAAGAGCACAAUAAUAAACAAACAAUGCUCGUGGAGAAAUAUGAAAUAGAUAUCCUGCCGUCAUUUAACAUGGAACAAGGAAUUUUUGUGUUUACACCCAAGGGCGCGGAAACUAUUGGUGCUGAGGGUGUAGCAGCACCUCCUGGCUGGCUGGCUGCAUUGAGAGGGUGGAAUAAAGCGCAUGCGUGGCUCCCAUCAUGUACAGGAGUUUCGAUUUUAUUCGACAGUUUUUCAGCAUCUCCACCAGAAAAUUUGUAA
This is a messenger RNA of Limulus polyphemus (Atlantic horseshoe crab), 1261 nucleotides long. Its product is annotated as caskin-2-like. Lineage: Eukaryota; Metazoa; Arthropoda; Merostomata; Xiphosura; Limulidae. The transcript is spliced from 7 exons. The record is from RefSeq and is a predicted model, not a curated record. Bases 332 to 1261 code for a protein of 309 amino acids. Gene Ontology annotation, molecular function: protein binding.